Molecule: messenger RNA, 3289 nt
Organism: Lemur catta (Ring-tailed lemur)
Lineage: Eukaryota; Metazoa; Chordata; Mammalia; Primates; Lemuridae
Gene: AXIN1
Product: axin 1
Exons: 11
Coding region: 115-2742 (875 amino acids)
Biological process (GO): negative regulation of canonical Wnt signaling pathway
Source: RefSeq, a predicted model, not a curated record
GAGCCGGGCCCCGGGCCGCGCCGCCGCGCGCGGGACAGAUUGAUUCACUUUGGAGCUGUAAGUUCUGAUGUAUUAGGGUGCAGCGCUCAUUGUUCAUUGACGCAGAGCCCCAAAAUGAAUGUCCAAGAGCAGGGUUUCCCCUUGGACCUCGGAGCAAGUUUCACCGAAGAUGCCCCCCGGCCCCCAGUGCCUGGUGAGGAGGGAGAACUGGCCCCCGCAGACCCCAGGCCCGUCAGCCACGGCUUCUGCUCUGGGAAAAGUGCCAGCACUAAAGGGGGGACGUCGACAGCCACUCCGCGGCGCUCGGAUCUGGACCUGGGGUACGAGCCCGAGGGCAGCGCCUCGCCCACGCCGCCGUACCUGAAGUGGGCCGAGUCCCUGCACUCCUUGCUGGACGACCAAGAUGGGAUAAGCCUGUUCAGGGCUUUCCUGAAGCAGGAGGGCUGUGCCGACCUGCUGGACUUCUGGUUUGCCUGCAGUGGCUUCCGGAAGCUGGAGCCCUGCGACUCCAAUGAGGAGAAGAGGCUGAAGCUGGCGAGAGCUAUCUACCGAAAGUACAUCCUUGACAACAGCGGCAUCGUGUCCCGCCAGACCAAGCCGGCCACCAAGAGCUUCAUAAAGGACUGCAUCGUGAAGCAGCAGAUCGACCCCGCCAUGUUUGACCAGGCCCAGACAGAAAUCCAGUCCACCAUGGAGGAGAACACCUACCCCGCCUUCCUCAAGUCCGAUAUUUACUUGGAGUAUACGAGGACAGGCUCAGAGAGCCCGAAGGUCUGUAGUGACCAGAGCUCUGGGUCGGGGACGGGGAAGGGCGUGUCUGGAUACCUGCCCACUCUAAACGAGGACGAGGAGUGGAAGUGUGACCAAGACCUGGAGGAGGACGGAGGCAGAGACCCUGCUCCCCCCAGCAGGCUCACUCAGAAGCUGCUCCUGGAGACAGCGGCCCCGAGGGCCUCCUCCGGUAGACGGUACAGCGAAGGCAGAGACUUCAGGUGUGGAUCCUGGCGGGAGCCCCUCAACCCCUACGUCAACGCCGGCUACGCCCUGGCGCCGGCCACCAGCGCCAACGACAGCGAGCAGCAGAGCCUGUCCAGCGACGCCGACACCCUCUCCCUCACGGACAGCAGCGUGGACGGGAUCCCACCGUACAGGAUCCGCAAGCAGCACCGCAGGGAGGUGCAGGAGAGCGUGCAGGUCAACGGCAGGGUGCCUCUGCCUCACAUCCCUUGUUUGCAAGUGACCUUGAGCCGCCUGUGUCCCCCGCAGCGCACCUACCGUGUGCCCAAGGAGAUCCGUGUGGAGCCGCAGAAGUUCGCGGAAGAGCUGAUCCACCGGCUGGAGGCCGUGCAGCGCACGCGGGAGGCCGAGGAGAAGCUGGAGGAGCGGCUGAGGCGCGUGCGGAUGGAGGAGGAAGGCGACGAUGGCGACCUGUCUUCUGGCCCCCUGGGGGCGGGUCACAAGCUGCCUCCCGGCCCCGCCUGGCACCACUUCCCGCCCCGCUACGUGGACGUGGGGUGCGCUGGGCUGCGGGACGCGCACGAGGAGAACCCCGAGAGCAUCCUGGACGAGCAUGUGCAGCGGGUGCUCAGGACGCCGGGCUGCCAGUCGCCGGGGCCCGGCCACCACUCCCCCGACAGCGGGCCCGGGGCCAAGGCCGUGCUGGGGGUCUCCGGGCACAGCAAGCACCUGCCCAAGCCGGGGGCGAAGCCGGAUGCGGCCGGCCUGCACCACCACAGACACCUGCACCACCACGUGCACCACGGCGCGGCCCGGCCCAAGGAGCAGGUGGAGGCCGAGGCCACCCGCAGGGUCCAGGGCAGCUUCGCGUGGGGCCCGGAGCCGUACGGCCACGGAGCCAAGCCCCGCAGCUACUCGGAGGGCGUGGGCGCCGCCCCUGGCGCCGGCGACAGCCUGGCCCACGGUGGGAAGGCGGCUGUGCCCUCCAAACGGAGCGCCAAGAAGGCCGACUCGGGGAAGGGCGCCGGCGUGGAGGUGCCGGGGCCCUCGGAGGACGUGGAGAAGACGCAGAAGAUCAUGCAGUGGAUCAUCGAGGGGGAGAAGGAGAUCAGCAGGCACCGGAAGGCCGGCCACGGGUCUUCUGGGGCGAGGAAGCCACAGGCCCACGAGAGCUCCCGACCUGUGUCCCUUGAGCGCCCUGGGGCCGUGCACCCCUGGGCCGGCACUCAGCUCCGGGCCUCUGUGCAGCCCUCACACCUCUUCAUCCAAGACCCCACGAUGCCACCCCACCCAGCCCCCAACCCUCUGACCCAGCUGGAGGAGGCCCGCCGGCGUCUGGAAGAGGAAGAGAAGAAAGCCAGCAGGGUGCCCUCCAAGCAGAGGUAUGUGCAGGCCGUCAUGCAGCGGGGACGCGCCUGCGUCAGGCCAGCGUGCGCGCCGGUGCUGAGCGUGGUGCCAGCCGUGUCGGACAUGGAGCUCUCCGAGACCGAGACAAAGCCGCAGAGGAAGGCGGGCGGUGGCAGCGCCCAGGCCUGCGACAGCAUCGUGGUGGCCUACUACUUCUGCGGGGAGCCCAUCCCCUACCGCACACUGGUGAGGGGCCGUGCCGUCACCCUGGGCCAGUUCAAGGAGCUGCUGACCAAGAAGGGCAGCUACAGAUACUACUUCAAGAAAGUGAGCGACGAGUUCGACUGUGGAGUGGUGUUUGAGGAAGUCCGAGAAGACGAGGCCGUCCUGCCCGUCUUUGAGGAGAAGAUCAUCGGCAAGGUGGAGAAGGUGGACUGACCGCCAGCCUGGCCGCGAGGACACAUGGUCCCAGGGCGUCAGCACCAGGGACGCCCUGCGCUCGGCUGACAGGUGUGGCCCGCAGAGGCAGGGGAGGGCCGGCUGUGCCGCCCUCCUUGGUCUGCCUGGGUCUGGGGGGCCACCGCCCACAGCCACGCUCGGAGCCCGGCCCUGCCACCAGCCUCGGGGCCGACCCACUGGCACCCACGCUGCGGCACCCGCAUUCCCGCUGGGGUUCGCCUGCGGCAGUCUGGUCAGGCCCAGGCCCGAGCACAGGAGCCUCUGUCAAUUGUACAUGUCACCGAGUGCCUUGAACACAGCGUGUCUCUUACCUGCCACUGUGGGAACCCGCGACAGGGCGCCUGGCCUCAGCCUCAGCCACGCGGUCGGCGGUCCCGGUCCCCCUCCUGGGGCCGUGUAAAUAUGUACAUUUCUCAGGCCAGGGCAGCAGGGGGCUGCCCGCGCCCGUUUUUCACACGAUGACUUGUACAAUUAUGUUUUCGAAGGUACUUGGAUAAUAAUGAAAUAAAACAGUUUUUGAACCUGC